ACUUAUAUCCUCCAUUGGGCAUAAUCGUUAUUUUAUCGCAAAAUUUUCUUAAUGUUCGUUCGUUUAUACCUGAACCACGUGGUGGGCACAUGGCCACGCUGGUCAAUGACAUAAUUAUUUUUAUGGGUGGUUCAAGACCUAUACCCAAAACUUCACCUGCAUGGACUCCAAUUCAUCAAUUCAAUCUAUCAGAUGAGGUGUUCAUUUUGAAUCUUUCUUCAUCGUUUACCAUUGAUUCGCCUCCUUUUACAGAUCUUUCUGCGACUUCGAGAAUGCCAUUUGGAAGUGAAAAGGGAACAGCAGUGUUAGGAAAUAGUGGUGUACGGAUUUAUCUUAUAGGGGGAGUCCAGCAAAAUAUGACGACGUUUGGUUAUAAUGCGACAAAUUCUACACUUUGGAUGUAUAAUUUAAUUUCACAACGAUGGGAAGUUCAUGGGACAGGAGUUAAGGGAUCGCAAAUUCCCAUGCAUAGAUCCGCUGCAACAGUUAUUAGCGAAAGUGGUACAAUAUUUAUACUAGGUGGGAGGGUGGCGGUGGAUACUGGUUCGGAUGUAUUGACCAUAUUGGAUGACUUUUUUACAUUUGAUACUUUAACACCUACGUGGACAAAUGUGACUUCACUUCCUAAUCAUCCAUAUAAACGAAGUCAUAACACAGCAACUUUAAUGCCUGAUGGAAAAAUUAUUUACAUAGGAGGUGUUACUCAAUCCAACCCCGGCGAACCUGCAAACCCCAUAGAAAUGAAUGAGAUAUAUGUUUUUGAUACUAUUACGUCAACUUGGUCGCAGAAGUCCGCUUUAGGGGCCAUUGAGUCUCGUGUUAGACACACCGCUCUCUUAACACCAGAUAAUUACACUAUAGUUAUCUUAGGAGGAACACGAAGUUAUGUAACUAACCAGACUACAGCAUAUCCGGUUUUUGUAUUGCUGGAUGUCAAAUCUGAACCUUUCAAAUAUUCAACCCCUCAACCUUUUGGAUUAA
Molecule: messenger RNA, 981 nt
Organism: Racocetra persica
Lineage: Eukaryota; Fungi; Glomeromycota; Glomeromycetes; Diversisporales; Gigasporaceae
Source: the annotation of a GenBank genome assembly